AUGGUCCCUUUUUUCUGUGGAAACUUCAGACCGGAAAUUGUCACCACAAAUUAUCGAUUUUGCAAAGUUCGGCGAUUCGUCAAAAUUUUGCACAUUACACCAUUGCGGACCAGGAAGACGACCUGGGCUGGACGCCGCGGCGCCUACAACUUGGUGCCAAGUGCCACACACAACGGCGACCUCUCUACCGCGUUCUUGCAGAUUGCUGAAUCGAGCACAUGGGCGGACGCCGAGAAUCGAUGCUACAACGAAAGAGUCGGCUCGCAUUUGGCAUCGCUUCAUUCCGUAGACGAAUACAAAUGGGCGGCGAGCACGUUUUCGCAAGACUCGCGAAUUCUAGCGUGGGUCGGUUUGCGCAAAGAGCCAUUCGGCACCGAGUAUUAUUGGUCCGAUGGAUCGCCGGCGGACAAUUUGUGGUGGCGGCCCGGAGAUCCAGAGAACGAUCAUACACAUUGCAUGACAAUAUGGUAUUCAUCAAGCGCCGAUGCGGAAGUCACCGCAGGAAUGAUUGAUGAUAUUUCGAGUUGUUCGACAAGACAUAAGAUCCUGUGUAAAUACGAUCCGAAUUCAAACGAGCCGCAUGUGAAGUUUCAAGAAAGAUAUGUUGGUGAGGGUCCAUGCGAUUCAGGAUGGACCCAGUAUUCGAAUGGGAUGUGCUAUAAAAUGGGCGGCGAGCUGACUUGGGCAGCCGCAGAAGACUGGUGCUAUAAUGAACGGCAUGGAUCGCAUUUGGCUUCGUAUCAUUCGCAAGGCGAAUAUGAAUGGGUGGCGUCGACGUUCGCGACGGGAUGGAUUAAUUACAUCAUCGCGUGGACUGGACUUCGACGAUGCGAUCAGGAGACAUUCUAUUGGUUCGACGGCACCCCUACCGAUUUGGUUUGGUGGCGGCCGAAUUAUCCGGGUCAGGAUGUUAAUCGAUGCUACACGAUAUGGGAUUCGAUGGGCGACCGAUUCACAAGCGGGUUUAUGCCGGGACAGUUGGACGACACCUAUCAGUGCACGAAAAGGGCAACAGCGAUUUGCAAAUAUGAUCCAGCUGCUGCGUCAACUAGUUCCACAUCGACAUCUCCUAGCACUGUUUCGACGAUCCCUUCAACCCCAACUACCCCUCAGACUGCUAGUCCCACAAUUACAAGAUUGGACAGUGAGUGUGUUGAGAGGUGUGAGAAGGGUUGGGUGAAUUAUAAAACAAAAUGCUACGCGUUGAUAAAGGGACCAUCAAAUUAUUAUCAGGCGCUGGCGGGUUGCUCAACGUUUGGUGCCAAUUUAGCCGAAAUAAGCAAUGACGAGGAGAAUGAGGCGAUAAGAAAAGCGUUUUCGAGAAAUGGGCAAUCGAAUGAAGAUGAGCAAGCAUGGAUUGGGCAGUCAUCAUACGCGAACUGGGCGAUCAAUCAGCCGGAUAAAAGCCAUGGGUCUUCCUACGAUUAUUGCAAUUCGUACUCAUUGUCUAUUGUGGAUUCCGGAUCGAUGUGGGGAUUUUCCCGAGGCGUCUGGAACGAUUAUCCAUAAUGCAAAAAUCGCGGCGAAUUGAUAUCGGAGUUUGUCGCGAAAAAUUCGGCCAUCAUCAAAGAGCUGCCGUCGGAUGAGGCUCUUAAUGAAGCCUUGGCGAAAAGCUUGCCGAACAGCCAGCAUUUAUCGGAUGCGAACACGCAAAAUUUGGUUUUGAUGAAUGGGGGCACUUGCGAUCCGGGUUGGACAUUGAAUCCGGCGAAUGGGAUGUGCUAUUUGAAGGGACCAGAUUUGCUGACGUUCUAUCCGGCCGAAGACUAUUGCUUCAAUUUGCGCGCCGGCUCGCAUUUGGCGUCGAUUCAUUCGCAGGCGGAAGCCGAAUGGAUCGCCGCGACGUGGUACAGUUUUCUCGGCAACAUUGUAUGGAUCGGACUGUUGCGAAAUUGCGACAAUUCGGCGUACGCGUGGACCGACGGCACGCCCGUCGAUUUCAUUUGGUGGCAGCCGGGUUUUCCGAAGGACGAUCCAGCGACGACGUGUAUUACUAUUUGGGACGGCUUCUUGAACCGAUUGAAAUCCGGAUUUGUUCCCGGACAAUUUGAUGAUGUUUAUGAUUGCUACACGAGCACAUCGGCACCCUUGUGCAAAUAUGAUCCGAACUCGACCACCACCACGACACCAAUCACUACCACGACUCCAACCGUCAUCACGACGACGCCAACCGCCACGACACCACCCACAAUGACACCAACGACUCCAACCACUUCCGCAAUUGCAAAAACCACCAAAGGAGCCACAUCUUUGCCAGCCUCAAAUUUUCCGACGUGCCAAUCGAAAUGCCCACCAAAAUGGGUGGAAUUCAAUGGAAAUUGCUAUGCGCUAAUUCAAGGAAUCGCGAAUUGGUAUCAAGCCGAAAAAGGGUGUGUCGCGUUGGCGGCGGAAAUCGCCCGAAUUGGCAAUGGCGACGAAAAUGAGGCGUUGCGAAAAGCGUUUGCCCAAAACACCAAUGGCGGACAGGCGGCGCAGGCGUGGAUCGGAUCAUCGACAGCCUACACCAAUUGGGCGACGAGUCAGCCGGAUGCCGCCGAAGGCUCCUCGCAAACCUAUUGCAAUACUUUCGUCCUAUCAACGGUGGAUUCCGGCGAGCGAUGGGGAUAUGCGAAGGGCGUCUGGAACGACUAUCCGUGCGCGUUGACGCAAAAGUACACAAUUUGCCGGAAGUCGGUGUAG
Molecule: messenger RNA, 2679 nt
Organism: Caenorhabditis bovis
Lineage: Eukaryota; Metazoa; Nematoda; Chromadorea; Rhabditida; Rhabditidae
Source: the annotation of a GenBank genome assembly